This is a messenger RNA of Prorocentrum cordatum, 564 nucleotides long. NCBI's taxonomy places the organism in Eukaryota, Dinophyceae, Prorocentrales, Prorocentraceae. The record is from the annotation of a GenBank genome assembly.
AUGGAGGCCACUAUCCACAUGACCAACGAACAGCGCCAGCAGAAGCUUGCCAGCAUCGAGCAGGACAUCAUGCGUAAAUGGGACCUUGAGAACACCAGACAUCAAGAGGCAGGCUUUGGAAAGGCCAUUACCGACAUGCACAGCUACGAGCAGCGAGCGGCUAUCCCCGCCCAGCAGUGCCUCAACAAAGUUGAGGUGGCCGACGCCAUCAUCCAGACCUUCAGCGCGCCGAUCGGCACGGACGACGAGAACCCCAUCGCCGCCACGUCAACGGCAUUCCAGAACGAGCUGACGCACAUGAAGUACCAGUAUCAGGACCAGGCGAACAUCCUCAGGGGUUGGAUGCUCGCGUGCGCCAGCCACGACCGCCACACGCGGGGCUGGCCGCGCUCGGGAUUGGCCCUGGCCGGGGAGGCCCUGAUGUUCGAGCUGGCCCUGAGGGCCGCUCGCGCCGCGGCGCUCCUGCUCCACGAGCUGUCGCACCUGGCGGCGGCCGCCGCGUGGCUGCUGCCCGCGGCCAGGCUGCGGCUGCGGGCGCCGCUGGGCUCGGGAGCUGCCGAGCAG